Messenger RNA from Coffea eugenioides, 435 nucleotides. RefSeq lists its product as uncharacterized. The record is from RefSeq and is a predicted model, not a curated record. Bases 1 to 435 code for a protein of 144 amino acids. NCBI's taxonomy places the organism in Eukaryota, Viridiplantae, Streptophyta, Magnoliopsida, Gentianales, Rubiaceae. The transcript has 2 exons.
AUGGGAAACAAGUGUUUGGGCAUGAUGGCUGUGUUAUUUCUGGCGCUUUUAAGUAGUGGAACAACCAUUUGUGAUGCAGAGUGCAAGAAGGAGAGGGGAAUUGGGAUGAAAGCUUGUAAGCCUGUUGCCUAUGGACGUUUUCCUUCACCCAAGUGUUGUGAGACCAUUAGAAACACUCAUCCUGAAUGUGUCUGCCCUUAUAUCACACCUCAAGUGGCUGCCCAAAUUCAUGUUGAGAGAGCAAUAAAGCUUGCUGAAGCCUGUGGAAAAAAUAUUUUUCGUCCCUUUCACUGUGGAAGUCUCGUAAUACCUAACAAGAGGAGUAGCCUGGAUUGGUUGAGAACUUUUAUUCUCCAGCAAAAAAUGGUUCCUAAAUCUCUUAGAGAUAAUGUUCUAUGCAGUUUUAUGAUUUCUGUUUUUCUGAUUUGCAAUUAA